Limanda limanda (common dab) is the source of this 3074-nucleotide messenger RNA. RefSeq names its product suppressor of cancer cell invasion (gene scai). Gene Ontology annotation, cellular component: nucleus. The record is from RefSeq and is a predicted model, not a curated record. NCBI's taxonomy places the organism in Eukaryota, Metazoa, Chordata, Actinopteri, Pleuronectiformes, Pleuronectidae. Gene Ontology annotation, molecular function: transcription corepressor activity. The coding region runs from base 236 to 1933 and encodes 565 amino acids. The transcript is spliced from 18 exons. Gene Ontology annotation, biological process: DNA-templated transcription.
AGUCGUCUGUCACGGAACAGGAGUCCUUUAUACGGAGCAGCAUUUAGACUUGAAGAGACAAUAAUUCUGUCCAUGCUGCAGAGUGGUGCGGCUCUUUAAGCAGCGGUUAACUGCCCGGAGAUGUUAAGAACGUCGCGCUUCACCAAGAGAGCUCGUCAAGGCUUUUGCACUGAUUUGUGAGUAGCAUCGCUGUGGUGCUCCUGUUCAUCGACGCUAGGUGUGAAAAGUCAGUGUCAUGACUGGAACUGAGACUGAGGAUGAUAUUCCAUUAGGUGAAAGGAAGACUGUCACAGAUUUCUGCUACCUCCUGGACAAGUCCAAACAACUCUUCAAUGGGCUACGCGACCUUCCUCAGUAUGGACACAAGCAGUGGCAAUCCUACUUUGGACGGACUUUUGAUGUCUACACUAAACUAUGGAAAUUUCAACAGCAGCACAGGCAGAUCCUGGACAGUCGGUAUGGCUUGAAGAGAUGGCAAAUUGGGGAAGUUGCAUCCAAAAUUGGACAGCUAUACUACCAUUACUACCUUCGUACCUCAGAAACAAGUUACCUGAAUGAGGCGUUUUCAUUCUACUCAGCCAUUCGUCAGCGAUCCUACUAUUUUCAGGUCAAUAAAGAGGACAGGCCAGAAUUAGUAGUGAAGAAGCUUCGAUAUUAUGCUCGCUACAUAGUUGUCUGUUUACUGCUGAACAAGAUGGACCUUGUCAAAGUUUUGGUUAAGGAGUUAUCUGAGGAAAUUGAAGAUUACACACAGCGAUUCAACACAGAAGAUCAGUUGGAGUGGAAUCUAGUUCUACAGGAAGUGGCAGCUUUCGUGGAGGCAGAUCCAGUGGUAGUACUGAAUGAUAACAAUUCUGUCGUCGUCUUCAGCAAUCGGAUGCUGGAAGGAAGUGCACCUCCAUUGGAACAAGGCAUGGUGGUUGGCCAGCUCAUCCUUGCAGAUGCAUUGAUCAUCGGCAACUGUAACAACCAGGUGAAGUUCAGUGAGUUAACCAUUGACAUGUUUCGCAUGCUACAAGCUUUGGAGAGGGAACCUAUUAACCUAGCUACACAGACCUCCAAACAAGGAACUCUGGAACCCAAUGAGAAGCCAGCUAAACGAGAAAACCCUCACAAGUAUUUGCUGUACAAGCCAACAUUCAGCCAGCUUUUUACUUUUUUGUCUGCCUCUUUUAAGGAAUUGCCUGCCAACAGUGUUCUGCUUGUUUACCUAUCAGCAACUGGAAUAUUUCCUGUGGGACAUUCAGAUUAUGAAGGACCAUAUGAUUUUGGAGGAGUUCUUACAAAUACAAACCGAGAUCUGGUGAAUGGAGAGACCAUGCAGAAGAGGAAUCAGCUCCAGAAAGAAAUGCACUGCCUUCAUCCAGGGGAUUUAUUCCCUUUUACCCGGAAGCCACUUUUUGUCAUUGUGGAUUCUUCAAAUAGCACAGCCUACAAGAAUUUCACAAACCUGUUUGGCCAGCCUCUGGUGUGUCUGCUAUCACCUACGGUAUAUCCCAAAAGUGUACAAGAUCAGUCCCAGCGUGGGAGUCUCUUCACUCUGUUCCUCUACAGUCCACUCCUGGCUUUCUCCUCUAUGUGUGGCUUAAACAGUGUGCGACGAGGCCUGUGGGACAGAGCUCAAGAGUUUCUUUGCAAAGUCUACCAUGACAUUGGGCAGAUGAUAAGUAGAUCACGGACCAUAGAUCAAGCCUUUUUGCAAUUCUUUGGUGAUGAGUUCCUUCGACUGCUUCUGGUCCGUUUUGUUUUCUGCUCAGCUGCACUGAGACUGCAUAAACUGUUUCGGGAGUCCCGCAGCUUCCCUGAGUCAUAUCCUGAGCUGCCCAAACAGGACACAGUGGAGAGCAGCCUCUUGCAGAAGCAUGUUUUGGAGCUGGCAACCAUGCUAGAUGUGCAGGGUCUGUUUUGGGAUGAUUCACUGGAGACAUACUAACAUUUUCACAAAGGGCAAAAUGGCGCAUAUGUACAUACAGACUCAACUGCCAGAGGCCUCAAAGUUGUCAUCUUUUUUACAGGUGCGCUAGAUUCCCCGCUCCCCCUGCCUUGGACUUUCAGUGGAGAGACCUGAGGUCAACCUACCCCCAAACCCCUCACCCUUUCCUACUUCUGAAUGUGAGAUCUGCUCAGCAGGCAAAAGUCUGCCUGGCUCAAAAAACUAGAACUAGGGUAUCCAGUUUAACAAGGUGACCCAUAUGGUGACAUCAUUGAUGGGACACAUGCAGAACAGAAAAACCUUCACAUGAAUGAAACCUUUUUUUGCACCCGGGCCGCCCUGGCCUGCUUCCCAUGUUGCCCAUAUCUAAAUGUACCACUGCAUCAGAGACCAGAGAGAAAAGUCACCUGUUGUCCUACAGUGAUUUUUGAAUCCACACUGCAACAGUUCCGCAAAAGAAACAAAAAAUAAUACUUUUUCAUUUCUCUAAAGUGCAACUUGGGCUUCUUGUUUUUUGACAGUAACAAUGAUGCUUGUCAUCUAACAUGUAAUGUCAUGUAACAGUGUGUUUCAUUCACCCUGACUGUGACAUGACAAGCUUACACCCGGAAGGACAUGUUAGUCUACUAUUUUGUUAUUUUUCCUUUAUUGCUGAAAAAAAAAGAACUGCUGUCAUUGUUAUAUACAAUUUUCUUGCUGGCCAAAUACUGUCUAAAAAGGUACUUUGCUUGUGACUAAAGCAUAUAUGUGUUGAGGCAUGGCAUUCACUCAGUGGUGAAAGGUACUUCUCAUAAUUCCCUGGGUUUUAAAAUGACACGAAAUCUUUUUUUUUUCAAAAGCAUAUCAUCAUCAUUCCUCUGUUCAGUUGUCAGUACUUUUUAAAAAACAUUUGAGUGUAACUUUUGAAAAUGGCACUAUCCCAGCAAGAACUUCCAGAGCACUAGAUCUGGAAGCCUCUGUACUUUUUUAAUGACCCUGAGGUAGAAAAUAGCAUCUCGGUAGAUUGACUUAGUUUUUUUACUCACUGGUGCCAAAAUUUAAUUUUCUCAUGCAAUUUCACAUUUUCAUAAUUAUAUUAAAAUUUUAGCUAAAGCACAAACAAAUGGUUAUUGAAGAACAAGUUUACUUGUUAACUAGUCAU